Molecule: messenger RNA, 1016 nt
Organism: Ananas comosus (pineapple)
Lineage: Eukaryota; Viridiplantae; Streptophyta; Magnoliopsida; Poales; Bromeliaceae
Product: CBS domain-containing protein CBSX3, mitochondrial
Exons: 6
Coding region: 175-792 (205 amino acids)
Source: RefSeq, a predicted model, not a curated record
AAACAUGACUCGUUUGGGAUCACUACUCUGCACUACUAGACUAGAAGGUGUUGGUGAGUGGUAGGGUUUCUCUCUCUCUCUUCCUCACUCGCUCACUUCGCCCCCAUUCCUCUGCGACUCCCCUCGCCCUCUCCUUUCUCCGCCGACGCCUUUCCUACGCUUGCAGUCAGGAAAAUGCAAGGAGCAAUUCAAGCAAUUCGAUCCCGUGGAGGUGUCCUCAAGAGUGCAAUUCUUCGACAUGUCCGCAUCGUGAAUCCUGCCAUGCUGCCCACUGUAUUUUCACAUUUCCAGUCAGUUUCUUCCUCUCGAUUAGAAGAGCACGGAUUUGAGAGCACCACUAUUGCUGAUAUCUUGAAAGAUAAAGGUAAGAGCGCUGACGGGUCAUGGCUUUGGUGCACUACCGAAGAGACUGUUUAUGAUGCUGUGAAAUCAAUGACGCAGCACAAUGUCGGAGCUUUGGUGGUGGUAAAACCUGGAGAAGAGAAAGGGAUUGCUGGAAUUAUUACCGAGAGAGAUUAUCUCCGGAAAAUUAUUGUGCAAGGAAGAUCUUCCAAAUCAACUAAAGUUGGUGACAUCAUGACUGAGGAGAACAAGCUGAUCACAGUGACUCCGGAUACUAAAGUUCUGCGAGCUAUGCAGCUGAUGACAGAUAACCGUAUUAGGCACAUCCCGGUGAUUGACGAGACGGGUAUGAAAGGAAUGGUCUCCAUUGGAGAUGUUGUCCGUGCUGUGGUGACCGAGCAUAGGGAGGAACUGAACCGCCUCAAUGCUUACAUACAAGGCGGUUACUAGAAUUAAGGGAUCCUAAACUCUUCUAGUGUGCCGCUUAGUGAUGAUGGCGAAAAGUUAUGUUUGCAUGAAGUUCCUGAACUUUGGUGUUUGAUGUUCUAUUUAAGUAUGUAUAUAUAUGCUUUGCAUCUCUUCCGUCCUUCUUCAUCUACUGAUGGUAUGUCGUGACCAACAAACAGUUCAUGUACUGAGUAAUAAAUAAAGUUGAUGGCGAACUUUCUUGAUGA